CUAGGCAGGUCAGGAUUGCUUUCUGUGCCCAGCUGCAUAUAGCCGUAUAGCCCGCUCGUUCCUAGCUCCAUAGCUCCAUUCAGGCGAUCCAUCUUUGAGUGUUGCACGAGGGCUUGUUCUGCGUUCGUGGUUCGCAAAACAGUGAGUGAAACGAGAAACAUGCUCUUCUGCUGAUCGCGGUACAAGCUCACAGCGUCUGCGCAAGUGAAGGGUCUGCUCAUACUUACCGCACCCACGAUGCAGCUGCACCUGCACGUGGACCAGUCUCCGUGGACAAUUUGCUUUAGACUCAAAGCUCGGCGAGCGCUUCAAAUGAAACGACGUAAAAGGGUGGGAGGGUUAGAUGGCCCGGUCGGACUGCUCAGGCCUCGUUGUUGUCUGCUUCGGCCACGCUCUAGCACAGCCUACUGAGUGGACGUGAAAUGCAGAAGAGCGCUCUGCGCCAAUUACGCAGCGGCGUACAUCUUUUGCUCAGGAGAUGACUGAUUUUCAUCCAGGAUUUGCAGAUGGGAUGCUAGCACAUGCGAAUUGCAGCCAUCUCCAUCGUCGGAAAGGUGACACCAAUCAAAAUGGAAGAACGAAGGUGCGGGUCCGCGAGGCGCGGCCCGUGUCUUACCUCUGCCUGCUUCUCUUGAUUGCGCGCGCGUGGACGGCGGAUCUUUACCGUCUAUAGCUACACACAGCCGCAGUGCUCGCAUGGACCAAAGUGUUCCGUCUUCCGUUCAGUCACGAGUCUCAAACACCGCAGAGGCGUACAUAGCACGCCCCGCGAACGAACAGAUUCGUCGUGAGUUCAAAGAUAAAGAGGCCAGCAGCAUAUAUGUGCCUCGAUCACCUUCGAGCUGCGCGCAGCAUCAGCAAUCGUGAGUCCCAACCGCGAAUUUUCGCGAAUCGUGAUGGUCAAUUCUGAUUCGCAGUUUUGAAUCAUGCAUUUCACUGGUGUGGAAUCGCUCUGAAUACUUACUUGACUUGGAUUCGCGCCGAACACGCCGUUGUAGUCGUGACGAAUUGGUAGAAGUCGCGUGGAACUUCAGGCUUCACGAAGGGCGAUCCGGAACGACGCUUUGGCAGUCUUUCUUCUCAGCUAGGGUCCUCUCGAAGCGGGCUUCGUUCGCGAAGCUCAGAGGCAAGAGGAUGGCGGACUUGUGGGUAUCUGUCCCUGGCUACUGUACGUCUCAGCAGGAUGCAGCAAACGCGAAAGGUGCUAGCUGGUACACUCACGACUGUAUCACGAGCUGCAGAGCUGCAAGUGAUGAUCGAGGAAUACAGGCAGGCGGCAGGGGCCAAUCCAGCUCUUCUCCUAUUCUUACGAACACCGAUGCCCUCACUCACGAUCGGUGACUCGCUGACUCUACAAGAUGAUGUAUGUAUCGCUCAUACAAGCACGGACCACUCGGGUCAUGAGAAUCGAGUACAACUAACUCAAGACUCA
This is a messenger RNA of Ceraceosorus bombacis, 1432 nucleotides long. The record is from the annotation of a GenBank genome assembly. NCBI's taxonomy places the organism in Eukaryota, Fungi, Basidiomycota, Exobasidiomycetes, Ceraceosorales, Ceraceosoraceae.